GUGAUUCACUUGGCAUCCAAAAACCACACAAGAAAACAAACAAAGGAACAAUAAAAAAAAAAAAAACAUUCGCAGUUUCAACAAUGGCAGAGUCGUCAAACAACGUUGUCGAGACGAUCAACCGUGAUUGUCACGAUUUUAAGUCUCUUCUCUCUUCUUCAGACAGGGAUUUCCUCGUACGCAACAACGGUGAUCAGGUUAAAAUCGAUAGCUUGAAGGGGAAGAAGCUUGGAAUGUAUUUCUCAGCAUCUUGGUGCGGUCCAUGCCGUAGAUUCACCCCAAAUUUAAUCGAGGUGUACACCGAGCUCUCAACGAAAGGCGAUUUCGAGGUCAUUUUUGUCUCGGCAGAUGAAGAUGAAGAGUCAUUCAAUGGUUACUUCUCCAAGAUGCCAUGGCUGGCAAUCCCUUUUUCUGAUUCAGAGGCACGCAAGCGCUUAGAUGAGCCGUUCAGUGUGAAGGGAAUACCUCACCUCGUGCUCUUGGAUGAAAAUGGUAAAGUCUUGACCGAAGAGGGGGUUGAGAUUAUUCGUGAGUAUGGAGAGGAAGGGUACCCUUUCACCCCCGAGAAGAUCCAAGAAUUAAAAGAUUUAGAAGAAAAGGCCAAGAAGGAACAGUCCAUCAAAACAAUCUUGGUUUCCCGAUCUCGUGACUUUGUAGUUACUUCUGAUGGAAGUAAGGUGCCGGUGUCCGAACUUGAGGGGAAGACUGUAGGUAUAUAUUUCUCAGCGUCUUCAUUCAAGCCAUCUGCUGAUUUUACUCAAAAACUUGCUGAAGUUUAUAGUAAGUUGAAAGAAAAUGGGGAGAAAUUCGAGGUUGUUAUGAUAUCGCUUGAUGAUGAUGAUGAAUCCUUCAAGCAAAGCUUUGGGGCACCAUGGUUGGCAUUGCCUUCGAAAGACAAGAGCUGUGAGAAAUUGGCUAGGUACUUCGAGCUCUCGACCCUUCCCACUGUUGUCAUUAUCGGGCCAGAUGGAAAAACUCUCCACCCUAAUGCUGCUGAUGCGAUUGAUGAACAUGGGAUUGUGGCCUACCCCUUCACCCCCGAAAAAUUUGCGGAGCUUAAAGAAAUAGAGAAAGCAAGUGAGGCAACACAAACUCUGGAAUCAGUUCUGGUUUCAGGGGGUUUGGAUUUUGUCCUAGGGAAGGAUGGGGCUAAGGUCAAGGUGGCCGACUUGGUGGGGAAGACCAUUCUCUUGUACUUCUCAGCCCAUUGGUGCCCACCAUGCCGUGCUUUCACACCGAGCCUUGUUGAAGUAUAUAAGAAGAUCAAGGAAAAGGAUGAUGCAUUUGAAGUGAUUUUUAUUUCGAGCGACAGGGACCAAUCCUCCUUUGAUGACUAUUAUUCAGGAAUGCCUUGGUUGGCUCUUCCAUUCAAUGAUGCUCGGAAAUCAUCAUUGAGUCGCAAAUUCAAGGUCCAAGGCAUCCCUAUGCUUAUAGCACUCGGACCAACUGGAAAAACUAUUACAAAAGAGGCAAGGAGUCUGGUCAUGGCUCAUGGGGCGGAUGCUUAUCCUUUCACUGAGGAGAGGUUGAAGGAGAUUGAGGCACAGAUUGAGGAGAUGGCAAAAGGGUGGCCGGAGAAACUGAAAGAUGAACGGCAUGAGGAGCAUGAGCUGGUGCUCACUCGUCGCAGUAAUUAUGUCUGUGAUGUAUGCGACGAAAUGGGACAAGUCUGGUCAUUCUACUGUGAGGAAUGUGACUUUGAUCUACAUCCCAAAUGUGCCCUGGAGAAAGAAACCAAAGCUGAUGCAAAAGAAGGUUGGGUCUGUGAUGGGGAGGUCUGCACUAGAGCUUCAUGAAUUAUGUCCAUGUAUACACCAACACACUAGUUGGCUGUCCUGUUGAUGCAGCUUGGAUCAUGUGUGUGCUAUGUAAUAAAAUCUUGAGAUGCAGUGUUGAAAGACUUUGUUAUCUA
Molecule: messenger RNA, 1912 nt
Organism: Gossypium raimondii (Peruvian cotton)
Lineage: Eukaryota; Viridiplantae; Streptophyta; Magnoliopsida; Malvales; Malvaceae
Product: probable nucleoredoxin 1
Exons: 4
Coding region: 84-1796 (570 amino acids)
Molecular function (GO): thioredoxin-disulfide reductase (NADPH) activity
Source: RefSeq, a predicted model, not a curated record